Anastrepha ludens (Mexican fruit fly) is the source of this 1705-nucleotide messenger RNA. RefSeq names its product protein suppressor of variegation 3-7-like. The record is from RefSeq and is a predicted model, not a curated record. Gene Ontology annotation, molecular function: DNA binding. The coding region runs from base 119 to 1081 and encodes 320 amino acids. Lineage: Eukaryota; Metazoa; Arthropoda; Insecta; Diptera; Tephritidae. The transcript is spliced from 4 exons.
UAAGUGUAUAUCGUUCGUUUUUGUACAUUCCUACAAACAACUAAAUAAAAUUCUAAAACUUAAUUUUAAGGCAAAGUAAAUCCUUUCAAAUAUCUGUUAUCCUGUAUGAGAAUUUGUAAUGAGUGAAAACGAGAAGAAUAUGUCCACCGAGGAUGACACUGAGGAAAGCUUCUCUCGGCUUCCAUUAAUUAAAACUCGUGUCCGGAAAAAUCUUACUGAAUUGCGACAUCCCCGACAGAAAUUUUGUGCUCGUUGGGAAAAAGAUUUCCCUUGGCUUAAAGCCGAUAAAGUAGAUGAAUCUGUUGGAAUAUGUACCGUAUGUAAUAAGCAUUUAGUGUGUAAAAAAAGCCAUUUGGAGCGUCAUCAGAAAUCAUAUAAGCAUCAGAGGCUUCAGGGUUUUGAAUCAUUUGACACAGAAGGCGAACCAUCACAACCAAAUGUGCCUGAAUUUAUGGAGUGUGGAAAGCGAGAGUUUGAGCAAGAAGAGCAGGAAUUUGGCCAAGCGAUUGAGCUAGAUCCAGAUUAUAAUUUAGAUAAUGAGCGAGAUUCUGAAAAAAGAUUUAAAAGAAAUGUUUCAAAUAAACUGAAGACUUCAUCACACCAAUCGUCUGUGAAUGGUUUAUCGCAAGAAGAAAGGCUUAAAAACCGGAGCUUCAAAUUGGACCGUUUUAAAUUGCUCAAACGUAUCGACCGCGACCGUAAUGCGCUCAAUGAAUAUUAUUUAAUACGAAAGAGACAACAUUCACCAGCAGUUCAACAGUGCAAAGAUACAUUCGACUUAUUUUUUGAUAGCGUAUGUGCAACUGUAAAAGCUUUGCCUCCAAAACUGGGUGCUGAAGUGAAGGGUCGAAUAUCGCAGUUGAUAGCGGAAUUCGAGUUGCGUGCAAUAUGUGAGAGGGAAGCUCAACAAUGUAGUCUUACAUUACCUUCAACAACAACGGAAAAUACCGCAAUGGUAGUUGCUGCCACUACAACUCAUCCAUCAGACCCAACUCCAUCGGUAACGCAGGAGUCAACGGUCAUAGAUCCCAAUGGUGUUCCACAUAUCGUUUACACUUUCCAGUCGAAAGUACCGGAAUGAUUUAAAAGAUGGCAUGCCAGGAAAAUAAAUGUAAAUUUAUAAUUGUAUUACACGUCGGAUUGCCACCAUUAGUUUAUGCAUUAUUUCAUACUUACAUACAUACGUUUUAGGAAAGUAAUACGAUUGUAGAAUAUUAGUUUGUUAUUUAUGUGAUUUAAAUAAAAAUUUUAAGUUUCAAAUUUAGCGGCCGCCGUAGCCGAGUAGUUUGGUGCGUGACUGCCAUUCGGUAAUGUAGGGUAUAUUCAAUAACGCAUUAUAAGGCGCAACGUACUUUUUCAGUGUUGGCAAUGCGUUCAGAAAUGCAAAUAUGGCAGUACUGCAAAUGCAUCGCGUUCCAAAACGCCAUUUUUGUAUCAAACGUCGCGCAUUAUUUGCAGGAAAAAUUUUAAUACUGCCAAUCUAUCAAUUGCAACACUUGUCAUAUUGGCAGUGCUGCCAGCGCUGCAAUUACUGCGCAUUUAUAAUGCGUUUCUGAAUAUACCCAUUCUCUGUGCAGGAACAGCAAAUAGCGUUUUCUGAUAACGGUCAACCCUCGGCAGGCAAUGGCAAACCUACGAGUGUAUUUACGCCAUGAAAAAGCUCAUCAUAAAACCAUCUGCCGUUCGGAGUCAGCUUUACGUUGUA